AAAAUCACGGCUCAUGAUCGAGCUAUCCUGGACUUGAAGGUGCAGAGAGAUAAGAUGAAGCAAUAUCAGAAGCGUUUGCAGAGCGUGCUGGACCGGGAACAGGAGAUCGCCAGGGAGUCUCUAAAGAAGGGCGACAAGACGCGAGCUCUCCGUGCUCUCAGACAACGGAAGUAUCAAGAGCAGCUCCUGGUCAAGACGGACGGACAACUACAGACCUUGCAAGAACUGGCAAGUCUUCCUGGACGGCUCUCGAUCGAGUUCACGCAGAUUCAGGCGACAGUGAUGAAGGGGCUAGAGAUGGGGAAUGAGGUGCUCACGCAGCUGCAUAAGGAGAUGUCGCUGGAGAAGGUGGAGCGGUUGAUGGACCAGACGAAGGAGGGCGUGGCUUAUCAGCGGGAGAUAGACGAAGCACUCAUGUCGACUAUGUCGCCGGAAGAAGAGGAGGCAGUACAGGCCGAGCUGGAGGCAUUGGAG
Dioszegia hungarica is the source of this 474-nucleotide messenger RNA. RefSeq names its product Snf7 family. Gene Ontology annotation, biological process: late endosome to vacuole transport via multivesicular body sorting pathway; vesicle budding from membrane. The record is from RefSeq and is a predicted model, not a curated record. The transcript is spliced from 6 exons. Gene Ontology annotation, cellular component: ESCRT III complex; multivesicular body. NCBI's taxonomy places the organism in Eukaryota, Fungi, Basidiomycota, Tremellomycetes, Tremellales, Bulleribasidiaceae. The annotation marks the transcript as partial.